UUCUCUUUGCACCAGCAUCAGGUUCACAAUGUCCUUCAAUUCGACACUUUAUUUCACAGCCGUUGAGGAAAUGUUCCAGGAUAUGCUCCAGCUGGAAGAAGCAGAAAGUGAAAACCAUUCUAAGAACGAGCUCGAAUCAUACAAUCUAACGCCUAAGCGCACGGUACGGAUACGUCAACAGAAUUUAUUCGGCAGGGAUUCCUCUGAUUUUGUCAUCUAUCGUCGGUCGCCCAAGAGGCUUCUGAACGGCUUGCCAGCUCACAACCCAGGACAAUCGUUGGAAACUUGUAAGGAUUUGCAGGGCCUCGAACUGUUGAGAUUGCGAAAGGAAAGAUCGGAGAAUGAACAGAAGCAAAAAUUGCAGCGUCAUCUAAACAUUAGAAUUUAAAAACAAGAUAACUAACGGAAGGUUAGUUUUAGUUUAAUCCAAAUCGCAGUGCUUCCAAACUGUAUGCUUAAGUUUGAUUUGUUUCAUUAGUUUAACUAGCAAUAAGUGUGCAAGCCAGGGAAAAUAUGUGAAUUCCACUAGAUCGAUAAA
Messenger RNA from Drosophila willistoni, 538 nucleotides. RefSeq lists its product as uncharacterized. The coding region runs from base 29 to 388 and encodes 119 amino acids. The record is from RefSeq and is a predicted model, not a curated record. The transcript has a single exon. Lineage: Eukaryota; Metazoa; Arthropoda; Insecta; Diptera; Drosophilidae.